AAUUACCACGUACUUGCUCACCAAUCCUUCUAGUUCCAUCAUAUAUAUGUAGUACAUGCACGUAUAUAUAUACUCCAAACCCCCCUAAAGACCACAUACAAUUAUAAUAUGUAUAUAGGGUAAUUAGCUUCUUUGAAUUGAAUUGAAGGUAGAUUUAUGGACUCCAUUUUCAAUCUUGGAGAAACGGAAAGAUGGAGUUGGUUUCAACAAAUCAUCAACUCAUUUGGUUUGAGUUAUGUUUGCAUUUGGUCUCACUUUCUCCAUCCUUCCAAUUGUUUGAUCUAUAAGGAUGGAGUUUACAAAGACGACGAUAACCAAGCAAGCUCAUCAUCAUCAUCAUCAUCUGGGAGUACUCUUGCCAUGAGGUUUUUUCUUAAUUAUCAGAAAUCUAUGUUCUUGAUUGAUCGGUACAAUGGAGGAGUUCCAGGGUAUGCAUUCAUACAUGAUCUUCGGUACGUGGAGCGUAAAGGGUUGGAGCUUUUGAGACUGGCAUCAAAUUCAGCACAAGUACAAUUUUAUCAAGAAGCAAGGAUUAAGACUGCAAUUUUCAUGGGGUGCAAGAAUGGAGAGAUUGAGCUUGGGUUGGCCAAUGACUCCUCCCAUAUUAAUUUUGAAACGGAGUUGAGGAAGUUGUUUCCUGGCGACUUCCAACAAGAUGUGCUUCCCCAGCAACUUGGUCAAGCUCGAGAAUCAUCAUCUUCGUCGUCGUUACAAUCAUUAUCUAUGGACAACAGCGCCGAGUACUCGCCUUUUCUUUUCAACAUGAUUCAAACAACGUCUCAUAUGCCUGAAAUGAUGACUCUCAAAGGACCAAACCAGGCGACAAGAAGAUCAACGGAAGAUCGGCUUCAAGAAGCUCUAAAUCAAAUUAGAACUACGCAAUUGAUACCUUCAAGAGAGCUUGAAGAAGCUGCCAUGACAAGAGCAAUUAUUGAAGCCAUUUCUUCGCCGCACCAGCAGCCUCAAAACCAUCGAGUUGCUAGUGCAUUUCAGAGAUAUGGGUCAUCUUUAGGUCCUACAAAACAACGAAAUCAAGGUAGACAAAACCUCAUUAGAAGAUCACUUUCAUUCUUCCGAAAUCUUAGUGAGGCUCGAGCCCAACAAAAUCAAAUGAUCCAAACAACUAGACCAACAAGCAAUCAACUUCAUCACAUGAUAUCCGAGAGAAAAAGAAGAGAAAAAAUCAAUGAAAGCUUCCAAGCUUUGAGAGCACUGCUUCCCCCUGGCUCAAAGAAGGAUAAGGCAGCAGUGCUAUCAAACUCAAGGGAGUACAUAACUUCAUUAAAAUCUCAAGUUGAUGAGCUUAGCAAAAAGAACAAGAUUUUGGAAAUGUCGAAAAAAGAAGCAGUGCUGCUACUUAAUCAGGAUUGUACUGGUUCGGCGGGCGAGAGACAAAAUGUGAUCACUAUAAGGGAUGUCGGUGAAUCGACUUCAGAGUCUCGAGUGGUGGAUUUAGAAGUAGUGAAUGCAAGAGGGAAUUUGAAACUUGUGGAUUUGAUGGCUGGUGUUUUAGAGUUGGUGAAAAGAGUGGAGAAUGCGACGGUGAUAUCACUGAAUGCUGAUACGCAAACGUCGUCGACGUUAGACCAACAACCUUCUGCGAAUCGUCUUGUUUUGAGACUCCUCAUUCAGGGAGAUGAAUGGGACAAAUCAAGCCUCCAAGAAGAAGUAACGAGGCUUCUUGAUGACCUGGAACAAUGAUUUGUUGUCAUUCUUGUUUUGCCACAUGUGUUUAUUUAGUUAGUAAACAAAAUGCUAGCUAGCUUUAUAAAUAAAUUAUAAAUAGUUUUAUAAAAUUUUAUGUGCCAGUAAACACGAUAUAAAGAGAAAAACAUGAGAAAGUUUCUUUUU
This is a messenger RNA of Erigeron canadensis, 1851 nucleotides long. Its product is annotated as putative transcription factor bHLH041. The record is from RefSeq and is a predicted model, not a curated record. Gene Ontology annotation, molecular function: protein dimerization activity. Lineage: Eukaryota; Viridiplantae; Streptophyta; Magnoliopsida; Asterales; Asteraceae. The transcript has 8 exons. Bases 157 to 1701 code for a protein of 514 amino acids.